AUGCAAGGUCGAAGGUUGGCGCCAUACGAGGACGAUGAGCGCGUGGUGUACUACGAUCUGGAGUCGGACUCGCAUAAUCGCAACCUGCUUCUAUCCCCCGACGCCGUGUCUGCUCCCACGCAGCCUCGCGUGACGACGACAACUGCAACAAAAGAAGCAGGAGAAGGCGGUGCCACUCAAAUCUUCCCGCGGCAGCGGCAGCCGCUGUUUAAUCUAGACGACAGCGGGGACGAAGCCGAGAGAGAGGAGGAAAAUCCGUUCGCGACGCUGAUACAGCAGCAACAGACACAGAAGACAGCAACGCUAGUAGCUGAGGCCAACGAGGCUGCAAGUAUAAGAUCUGCAGAAGAAUUCUUUGGGAAUUCGCUCGCCGUGUCAGCUAAUGGACACUCAUCCCAGGAGGAAACAGGACGAGUCGCAGUCAGUAGAGGGGGAACAGACGCCAGCAUCAUUAACGGAAGCAAUCAUCGCUCCAUCCUGAAACACAGUCAGCGCAGUGUGGUGGCUACUAAAGCCGGUACUAGCAUUAAAAAGAAGAAGCUCGGUUUUGAAGCUGCAGAUUCGAGGCCCGAUCGAUGGAGCGCGAGGAAACCUUCAGCUACAGACACGAAAAACCGCCGCAAGUCGCUGGGUGCAAUUCAGAAGCGACGUUCACAGCUAGAAGCGUCUGCUGCCAAAAGGCGAAAAUCGAUGCCACCGAGCCAGCAAAACGUGCUGAACGAGGACUCGUUAUUGUCACAGACCCACGCAGACGAGAAUUCCAUGGAGGCUGACGCGAUUCUUGAUACUGAACGUCAGAUGCGAGCUGAACCGUUUGCACCGCAAAUUUUCUCUCCAACGAAACCUUCAACGGGUGGUAGUAGUAUCGGUCGAAAAUCCAAGGACGAGUCCUGUAUCUCCAAAAUCCGCGGAAGAUUGGGCGAUGUAAUUCGCAAAGCGAUUCGUAAGCGCAACCGAGACGUGACGCUUCUGCGCUCGCACGGCCAGCACUUGCUCCCUCAACAGAGCAGCCAUCCUUCACUGAAGGGAACGAGUGGCGCCAUCGAGUCAAUUCAAGACCGAGCUCAUCAGAAGACGGGCUUCUGGUGGUGUCUUGUAGCGGAAAUUUGGUGGAGUUCGUGGAAACAUGAUAAGAUCGCGAGUUUGAAGCAGCCGUUCACGCCCUAG
This is a messenger RNA of Phytophthora infestans T30-4, 1167 nucleotides long. RefSeq lists its product as uncharacterized. The coding region runs from base 1 to 1167 and encodes 388 amino acids. The record is from RefSeq and is a predicted model, not a curated record. The transcript is spliced from 6 exons. NCBI's taxonomy places the organism in Eukaryota, Oomycota, Peronosporomycetes, Peronosporales, Peronosporaceae.